AUGUCGCUCUCCUCCGCUUCCAGCACUCUGCUGCGCACUUGCGCCCGCCAGCAGCUGUCCACCUCCCGCGCCGCCGUCACCUCCUGCCAGCAGCGGAGGGGAGUCGCCGAUGCGAAGGCCUCGUUCGAGAGCCCCUUCGCCACCGCUAAGGAGCGUGGCUCGACCCUGAAGAUCCCCAAUUUCAGCAAAUACCAGUCCAGCAAUGCUCCUCGUUCCAACCAGGUCUUCUCCUACUUCAUGGCCGGUACUAUGGGUCUGGCUACCGCCGUUGGCGCCAAGGCGACUGUUCAGGACUUCCUCGUCAACAUGUCCGCCUCCGCCGACGUCCUGGCCCAGGCCAAGGUCGAGAUUGCUCUCGGUGCUAUCCCUGAGGGCAAGAACGUCAUCAUCAAGUGGCGUGGUAAGCCCGUCUUCAUCCGUCACCGCACCCAGGAGGAGAUCACCGAGGCCCGCGAGACCAAGUGGGAGUCCCUCCGUGACCCCCAGUCCGAUGACGAGCGUGUGCAGCGCGCCGAGUGGCUGGUCAUGCUGGGUGUCUGCACCCACUUGGGUUGUGUGCCCAUCGGUGAGGCCGGUGACUACGGCGGCUGGUUCUGCCCCUGCCACGGCUCCCACUACGACAUCUCUGGCCGUAUCCGCAAGGGCCCCGCUCCCCUGAACCUCGAGGUUCCCCAAUACAGCUUCCCCGAGGAUGAGACCCUCGUCAUCGGUUAA
Molecule: messenger RNA, 714 nt
Organism: Penicillium subrubescens
Lineage: Eukaryota; Fungi; Ascomycota; Eurotiomycetes; Eurotiales; Aspergillaceae
Gene: rip1
Product: ubiquinol--cytochrome-c reductase catalytic subunit RIP1
Exons: 3
Coding region: 1-714 (237 amino acids)
Biological process (GO): mitochondrial electron transport, ubiquinol to cytochrome c
Cellular component (GO): membrane
Molecular function (GO): quinol-cytochrome-c reductase activity; 2 iron, 2 sulfur cluster binding
Source: RefSeq, a predicted model, not a curated record